Exophiala mesophila is the source of this 1608-nucleotide messenger RNA. RefSeq lists its product as uncharacterized. The record is from RefSeq and is a predicted model, not a curated record. Gene Ontology annotation, biological process: proteolysis. The transcript has 2 exons. Bases 157 to 1575 code for a protein of 472 amino acids. Gene Ontology annotation, molecular function: peptidase activity. NCBI's taxonomy places the organism in Eukaryota, Fungi, Ascomycota, Eurotiomycetes, Chaetothyriales, Herpotrichiellaceae.
ACCACAGCAGCCAAAUUAGAAUCUACAUCUCACAUCUCACAUCUCACUUCUCUCUUGACCAAUGAAUCUUUGAUCCUAUCGAUCUUUCUGCCAACCCCAAUCAAUCCCCACCCACCUCUUACACUACUAGGUACCUAUCUCUCCUAAUAUUUCACCAUGCCACCAAUGCUCAAAAUCCCCAUUCAACCCGCCAAACUCUUAUCAUCACAAACUCAUCAAGUCCCCGGAAAACUUCUUGUGACCGAAUUGUUCUUCUCAGUUCCACUCGACCACGCCAAGCCUGAAGGGGAACGACUGAGGUUGUUCUGUCGAAGUGCAGAAAAGUUCGACAAACCUGCUGCCCCGAAAUCUACCACCAAAAAGGACCCAGAGACUUUACCUUGGUUUGUCUAUAUUACUGGUGGUCCAGGAUUUGGAGGUCCUAGACCACAGGAUAGUCCUGUUGCUCAGGAUGUCAUUCAGAAGGGGUAUAAGUUCCUCUCAUUCGACCAUCGAGGCAUGGGCCAGUCGAACACCGUCACAUCCGCAACCCUAGCAUUAAAAGGCUCCGCCCGAUCUCAAGCCGACUAUCUCACCCAUUUCCGCGCCGACAACGCCGUCAGGGAUCUCGAGGCCAUCCGCCUAACCCUAACAGCCGACCAUCCCGAAGACCAGAAACAAUGGUCCAUCAUGGGCCAAUCCUACGGUGGAUUUGUAUCCCUGAGCUACCUAUCCCUCCACCCAGAAGGAUUACGCGAAGUAUUCACUCUCGGCGGUCUAGGCCCCGUUUCACAGCGUAAACCAGACGAGACGAUCCGACGCCUAUAUCGACAAGUCACAGACCGCAAUAAGAAAUACUUCGACAAGUACAGCGAAGACGUCGAGCGAGUUGAUCGCAUAGUUCGAUUACUGGACGAGAAGAAACCCUUCCUCCCUAGCGGCGUACCUCUGUCGAGGGCACGAUUCCUCAGUACAGGAAUCUCAUUCGGCGCACACGGUGGAUUCGAUCGUGUUCAUGACCUGGUGCAGCGUGCAGCGAAUGAUCUCGAUGUAUUUGAUUUCCUGACCCGCCCUACACUCGCAGAUGUCGAGGCUUUGUCUCCCGCUUUCGAUCAACAUGUCAUCUAUGCUUUGUUGCACGGAAGUUUAUAUACCCAAGGCGAGUCCUCCGAGUGGGUAUUCGACCGUGUUGUGGCGGAAGAAAACGCCAAAAGCGUUAACAACGACGACAACAACGGCAAAGACAAAGAUAAAGUCACACCGGUCCAUUUCACAGGCGAACAGGUCUUCAAAAGCGCAUUUGACGACUACGCCGAACUUCAGUCUCUCAAAGAAGUCGCUCAAAUUCUCGAACAUCGAUCUGAUUGGCCUGAUUUAUAUGAUCUAGAUCAAUUGUCUAGAAACUCUGUUCCGGUCUAUGCUGCUGUUUAUACCGAAGACAUGUAUGUGGAUCUGGGGUUUUCAUUAGAGACGGCGGGUAUUGUCAAGGGCACCAAGACAUAUCAAACGAAUAUGAUUUAUCAUGAUGGUGUGAGGUCAAAGACGGCGGAUGUUAUGAAGAAUUUGUGGGCUUUGAGAGAUGAUACGAUAGAUUGAUUGAUCCAUCCUUGCAUCUAAUCCAGCCAUAGC